UCGAUGAUGUAUUAACUCAACUGACUGUAAAAAGUCAAAUCCAGCUAUUGCUAUUUCUAAGCAAGCGCAGUGCGCGAACCUAUUUUAAAUCUAUUUUUUUGAGCAGUCUGUUGUCCUCUGUCAGGCAAGUGUCAACUGUCAAUCAUCUGUCAAUAAUGUCAAACAAAUCCAGAUGGGAACAUCGCAUCAUCAAGGUCAAAUUCAUAAUAUCAACAAAUUAUCACGACUGCCUGCACACGAACAGUCAUCGCGUCCGCGGUUACUUAACAGCUGAGAACGGAAUCAUCGUUAAUGUGCUGUCUACAGAGGCGGGCGCUCGUUGUGUGAUUUGUGCGGCGUCAUGAAUAUCAUACGCAAACUAACUGUGGUAUCUUCACCGGGGAUAGUUCGAACAUUCUCAGUGUCCGGUGCCAAUAAUGCCACAUAUUCAUGUAAACUCCUGGUGGUGGGUGGAGGCACGGGAGGAUGCACAAUGGCUGCCAAGUUUGCGAGGAGACUGCCCAAAGGAUCCCUUAUAGUCCUUGAGCCAAGCAAGGACCAUUACUACCAGCCUCUAUGGACGCUCGUAGGAGCAGGAGUAGGCACGGUCGCAGAAACUCGCCGCGCAGAAGAGAGCGUAUUACCCAACAACUGCCGAUGGGUGCAGGACUCCGCAAAUUCUGUCCUCCCCCAUGAGAACAAGGUGAUCACCAGCCAAGGGGAUGUCAUCAACUAUGAGUAUCUGAUUAUUGCUGUUGGACUCAUCAAUGAUUAUGAGAAGGUGCCUGGACUAUACGCGGCUCUACAAGACAAGACAAGCUCUGUAUCGUCGAUAUUCAGCCCGGAUUUCUGCGAGAAAACCUUCUCGGACAUGAAGAAGCAUAAAGAAGGGAACGUGGUGUUCACCUACCCGAACACUUUGAUCAAGUGCCCCGGAGCGCCGCAGAAGAUUGUCUAUCUCGCCGAGUCGUAUUUUAACAAGACGGGUGUCCGAAGCAAAACGAACAUUAUCUACAAUACCUGCCUACCAGUCAUAUUCGGAGUACCCAAGUAUGCUGAAGCGCUAAUGAAAGUCGUCAAACGCAAGAACAUUAACGUCAACUAUGUGACCGUGCUGAAAGAAGUCAGGCACGAUAAGAAGGAGGCUGUGUUCUUCAAUAAGGAGGAUCCUGAUAAGGACAUAACAGUAGACUACUCAAUGCUCCACGUGUCUCCCCCGAUGCGGACGCCUGACUUCCUUCAGAACAACACGUGUCUAGUCGACGAGAGCGGCUUCCUGGAAGUGGACAUGUACUCGCUGCAGAACCAGUCCUUCCCUAACGUGUUCGGUAUUGGGGAUUGUACUAACACGCCGAAUAGUAAAACUGCUGCGGCUAUCGCGGCACAAUGCUACGUGCUCGAACACAACCUUCUCGCCACGAUGCAGCGCGACGAGCCCCGACAGCGGUACAGCGGCUACGGAGCCUGUCCGCUACUCACGUCAUACAACACCUGCAUACUGGCGGAGUUCGUGUACGGCGGCGUAGUGCGAGAGACCAUGCCCUUCAACCAGGCGCGAGAGAGCACGAUAGCGUUCUACAUGAAAAAGAAAUUGUUCCCCUUCAUAUACUGGCACUUUAUGCUGAAAGGGUAUUACCACGGGCCUGAAGGCAUCAGGAAAAUGUUGAACCCCUUCCGAGACUGCUUACAAGAGUCACCAGAAAGACUCGCUCCCAUCGUCAAGCAUGCGGCCAGGCAUCACUGUCCUGCCAGGAAAACUUACAAAUGUAAGCUGCUGGUAGUCGGAGGCGGCGCCGGCGGCUGUAGCGUCGCCUGGCGCUUCGCCCGCCGGAUGAAGAAGAACUGCAUUAUUGUGUUGGAGCCCUCAAGGAUCCACUACUACCAGCCUGCCUUCACACUCAUAGCGGCAGGAGUAAGAACAUUAAAACAGUCAUACAAGCCGCUUCGUAACGUUUUGCCGCGAAGCGUCACGUGGCUGCACGACCGCGCUGAAUGCUUCGAUCCUGGCAAGAACCUUGUGUACACGUGGAACGGAGACACGAUAUAUUACGAGUUCAUGGUCGUCGCUGUGGGCAUCAAAAAUGACUAUGAUAAGAUCAUUGGUCUCCAAAGAGCCCUAGACGACCCGAGAUGGCCUGUGUCCACGAUCUACUCUCCCUAUUACUGCACAAAGACCUGGAACCUUAUUCGGGGGUUCACGGGAGGUCAUGCGUUGUUCACGUUUCCUGUCGGGGGCGGCAAGUGCUCAGGGGCCGCUAUGAAGAUCAUGUUCUUAGCUCAAGAUUAUUGGAGGAAGACGAAAAUAAUCAGCAAAACGAACAUAACAUACAACACGGGAUCUGAGGUAUUGUUCGGAGUUCCGAAGUAUGCGACGGCUCUACGCAAAGUGACGCUCAGUCGCUGCAUCGUGCCCAACUACUGCGCUGAUCUGGUAGAAAUCACACCUUCAGGGGCUGUGUUCCAGGGCACCGGGGGAGAGACGAUAAGCUUCCCCUACAAACUACUCCAUGUGACGCCUCCGAUGUCUCCACCGCACUGCUUGCUGAAAUGCAAGGAGUUAACGACCCCGACUGGCUACCUGGAGGUAGACCAUCAGACGCUGCAACACAAACGCUUCCCCAACGUGUUUGGGCUCGGAGACUGUACGUGCACUCCUAAUAGCAAGACUGCUGCUGCCGUAGCUCCUCAAAGCUACGUGGUAGAAUGUAACCUAGACAAGGUGAUGGCCGGUAAGAAGCCUACGAAGAAGUACAACGGCUAUGGCGCCUGUCCCCUCAUCACUUCUUACAAGAAAGGAAUCAUGGCUGAGUUCCUGUAUGACAAGAAAGUGUGGGAGACCUUUCCUUUUGAUCAGGCAAAGGAACGUCGGCUGUUCUACCAAAUAAACAAGCAUAUCAUGCCUCGCUUGUACUGGAACAUGGUAAAAGGCAAGUGGAGCGGUCCGAGCACUAUACGACAUAUCAUCAAUCCCUUCAGAAGAUGAAACCACUGUAUUCAGUAUAAAUAUUUUAUUAAAACUCUUUAUACGUACAACUUAUAUAUUUAACUAAUAUUUUACAAUAAAACAUUCUGAUUCUUUUCUGCUUCUGCAUUCACAUUUAUAAAGUUAUGGCUGAAUUAAA
Molecule: messenger RNA, 3101 nt
Organism: Helicoverpa zea (corn earworm)
Lineage: Eukaryota; Metazoa; Arthropoda; Insecta; Lepidoptera; Noctuidae
Gene: Sqor
Exons: 17
Coding region: 341-2962 (873 amino acids)
Cellular component (GO): mitochondrion
Molecular function (GO): FAD binding; sulfide:quinone oxidoreductase activity
Source: RefSeq, a predicted model, not a curated record